AUGAAGCUUAUAAUCUUCACUUUGCUUGUUGGUGCUGUUUACUGCAUCCCUGUCGACAACGGAGUAGAAGGUGAACCUGAAGUGGAAUGUGGGCCCACUGCUAUAACCGUCAACUUCAACACCAGAAACCCAUUUGAGGGUCACGUUUACGUAAAAGGUCUUUAUGACCAGAAAGAGUGUCGAAACGAUGAAGGUGGCCGGCAGGUGGCCGGAAUCGAGCUACCUUUCGACUCUUGUAAUACUGCGAGGACCAGAUCUCUCAAUCCUCGCGGAGUUUUCGUCUCGACCACCGUUGUCAUCUCGUUCCAUCCACAAUUCGUGACUAAAGUCGACAGGGCGUACAGAAUCCAAUGCUUCUACAUGGAGUCCGACAAGACCGUCAGCACCCAAAUCGUGACCAGAAAGAGUGUCGAAACGAUGAAGGUGGCCGGCAGAUCUCUCAAUCCUCGCGGAGUUUUCGUCUCGACCACCGUUGUCAUCUCGUUUCAUCCACAAUUCGUGACUAAAGUCGACAGGGCAUACAGAAUUCAAUGCUUCUACAUGGAGUCCGACAAGACCGUCAGCACCCAGAUCGAAGUUUCCGAUCUGACAACUGCCUUCCAAACUCAGGUUGUGCCAAUGCCUAUAUGUCGUUACGAAAUCCUCGAUGGAGGACCAUCCGGGCAACCUAUUCAAUUCGCAACCAUCGGCCAGCAGGUGUACCACAAGUGGACUUGUGACUCUGAAACCACCGAUACCUUCUGCGCUGUCGUACACACCUGCACUGUCGAUGACGGUAACGGUGAUACGGUACAGAUUUUGAACGAGGACGGUUGCGCUCUUGAUAAGUUCCUUUUGAACAAUCUUGAGUAUCCCAGCGAUCUGAUGGCAGGUCAAGAAGCUCACGUCUACAAAUACGCUGACAGAUCGCAACUGUUCUACCAAUGCCAAAUCAGUAUUUCAAUCAAGGAUCCUGGAAGUGAAUGUCCUCGCCCACAGUGCGCUGAGCCGACUGGAUUCGGAGCUGUCAAGCAGGGUACUCCUAAAGCUGCUGGUGGAGCAGCUGGACCCAAAGUUGAGGCAGGAGCAGCUGAUGUCGCCGUAGCUGCUGGAGCCGCCGGAGCUGCCGGAGCUGUUGGAGCUGCUAGAGGAGCUGCUGGAGCUGUAGCAGGAGCAGCGCAACUGAGACUUCUGAAGAAGAGACAAGUUAACAAUGAGGCCAUUCUGGAUGUCCGAGCUGAGAUUUCGGCAAUCGAAAUCACCGAUAAUGAUUCGCUGCCAUCUUCACUUCGAGCUCUCUCACCUGCGGCACUCAUCAGCAACGACCGUUUCGAUUCCACUGUUUGCUUGUCCCCUCUUUCGUUCGCCGCAUUCAUCGGGCUGGGAAUUCUUCUGGCCACUGCUCUCUCGGCAUUCAUCUUCUACACUGCACGACCCCAUCGCAAGUUCUAA
Haemonchus placei is the source of this 1431-nucleotide messenger RNA. NCBI's taxonomy places the organism in Eukaryota, Metazoa, Nematoda, Chromadorea, Rhabditida, Trichostrongylidae. The record is from the annotation of a GenBank genome assembly.